CUUGUGUCCAGCCAGUUCUGGUCCCGGCACUGGGCACCACUGGGAAGAGCCUGGCUCCAUUCUCUUUGCAGCCUCCCUUCAGGUACUGGUAAACGUACUGCCAUCCUCCCGGGUGCUGCCACGGCCUGAUGCCACUGUGCUGACCCUGCACCCCCUUGAGGGGGUCAAGCCGGGGUCUGUGAUCGGCUCAGUGGCACCCCCAGAUGCCCCUGCGCAAGGACAGCUGACCUACACGGUGGUCGGAGGUGGUGGGGAUGGCACGUUUGUGGUUGACAGUGUGACAGGGGAGAUUUACGCUGCCCGGGAGUUGGACUAUGAAGCUGGGGCACGGCACGUGCUUCAGGUGAGUGCUGAGGACAUGCAGCAUGGCUAUCCCUCCAGCCGACUGGUUCUGGUACAGAUCCACGUGCAGGACUGCAAUGACCAGGCGCCCAUCUUCCCUGAAGACCCCAUCACCAUCGUGGUGCCCGAGAAUGCCCAGGCUGGCUCAUCCAUCUUCACCUUCCAGGCGCUGGACGGGGAUGGUGUGGGUCCCAAUAGCCAGGUGCGCUACACCCUGCUGCACCAGGAGCCCCCUGGGGCUCCCUUCCAACUUGACAGCCGUUCGGGGCUGCUGACCCUUCGCCAGGGCCUUGACCGGGAGGCUGCUGCCUCCUUCCUCUUGGUGGUGGAGGCCACAGACCAGGCCCGCAACAUCAGUCAGCGCCGCUCGGCAGCUGUCACAGCCCGUGUGUUUGUGACUGAUGAGAAUGACAACGCGCCUGUGUUCCUCUCACCUGCUGCUGUCAGCGUCAUGGAGGACCAGCCAACAGGCUUUGUGGUGCUGCAUGUGGUGGCCCAGGACAAUGAUCUGGGAGAGAACGGGCGUGUGAGCUACUCGUUGCGAGCAGGCAACAGUGAUGGCCGCUUCCACCUUAACCCCAGCACUGGUGCACUCUCCAUUGUGCGGGCCCUGAACCGGGAGGAGGUGGUGCAGCACAACCUGACCGUGUUGGCCAUGGAUCAUGGUUUCCCACGCCGCUCUGCCACACAGCUACUGUCCGUGCUGGUGCUGGAUGUCAAUGAUGAGGCUCCCACUUUUGAAAAACCUGAGUAUGAAGCACACAUCAUGGAGAACUUGCCAGCUGGCAGCCCUGUGGUGCAGGUGCUGGCCACAGACCGGGACCUGGGUGCCAAUGGGCAGGUGUCCUAUGGAGGUCUCUCUGGGGGGCCGUUCUCCAUCCACCCACAGACAGGGCUUAUUGUCACCACACAUGCCCUGGACCGCGAGGAGCAGGAGCAACACGUGCUGAUGGUCUAUGCACGGGAUGGUGGUCUGCCCCCCAACCUCUCCAAGGCAACUGUGCGGAUAACAGUAGGGGAUGAGAAUGACCAUGCACCACACCUAGAGAGCGAGUCCUGCUCUGUGGAGGUCCCUGAGAACCAAAGCCGUGUGGCACUCUAUACCCUGCGGGCCACCGAUCCUGAUGGAGGCGAAAACGGGCGCUUGGAAUACUACGUGGCAGAUGGAGAUCCUGGGCAGGAUUUCAGCCUAGACCCAGUCUCCGGUGUCCUCUCCACUGCACAUGCCCUUGACCGGGAGCAAGUUGCUUCCUACAGCCUCACAGUGGUGGUGCAAGACCAUGGCACCCCACCGCUCAGUGCCACCAUGUCAGUGAAUGUGCAGGUGUUGGACCUAAAUGACAACGCACCUGGUUUUGCUCAGACCACCUAUGUGGUGGAGGUGCCAGAGGACUUGCCUGUUGGUGCCCUGGUGCUGGAGCUGGUGGCUGAGGACCCUGACGAGGGCACCAAUGGGCAGGUCUCUUACUACCUGGGCAAUGAGUCACUUGGCAUGUUCCAGGUUGAGCCGCAGAGUGGGCGCAUCAGAAGUGCCCAGGCACUGGACCGGGAACGCCACUCCAGUUACAGCUUCCUGGCCAAGGCUGUGGACUCAGCACCAUGGGAACCCAAGAGUGCAGCUGUGCGUGUCACGGUCACGGUGCGAGAUGUCAAUGACCACACCCCUGCCUUCCUGCACAGCCCACUCACUGUCAACUUGUCCCGCCACACACCGCUCAAGCAGGUUGUGGCCACCAUGAGGGCAGAGGACAGGGAUGCAGGUGCCAAUGCCUCCAUCCUGUAUCGCCUUGCCACCCCCAACUCUGCCUUCGCAAUCAACUCCUACACAGGGGAUAUCCAACUGCUGCAGCCCCUGGGCUCACUCAGCCAACGCCAGCGCACGCUUUUCAUCCUGGCCACAGACCUAGGACAACCAGCACUCUCCUCUACCGGUGUGGUGGUUAUCCAUUUGCAGGAAGAGCCCUACCAGGGGCUGCGGUUUCCCCGGAGCACCAGUGAUGUGGCCCUGCCAGAAAAUGCUGCCCCAGGCACUGCCGUGGCAAGCAUCCAAGCUAUGCACAUGGGGGGCUCUUCUGGGCACAUCACAUACAGCAUCAUCAGCGGCAACGAGAAGAAUGCUUUCCUUAUCCAGCCUAGUUCAGGUGCCAUCUCAGUUCAGGAUUCCAGCAGCCUGGAUUUUGAGGCCAGCCCCCGGCUGCGGCUUGUGGUCCAGGCAGAGACAGCAGCUUCCUUUGGCUUUAUGGCCAUAAACCUUAACCUGCAAGAUGUGAAUGACAACUUGCCACGCUUCCAGCUGCAGAACUACGUGGCGUUCAUCUGGGAGUCACAGAGCUAUGACUCACCAGUCAUCCAGGUACUGGCAGAUGAUCUCGAUCAGGGAGCAAAUGGGCAAGUGACUUAUGCCAUCAACCAGUCUCUGCCAAUGACAGGCUUGUACCACAUUGAUCCUCAGACUGGCACUAUCACUACUGCUGCCAUCCUGGACAGGGAGAUCUGGUCCCAGACCCGUCUGGUGGUAACAGCAAUGGACAGAGGGACGCCGCCUCUUGUGGGAUCUGCCACGCUGACCGUUGUGGUGAUGGACAUCAAUGACAAUAGCCCCACCAUCCCGUUUCCCUGGGAGGUGCGGGUCCCAGAGAACACACUGCUGGGCACCCAGAUAGCGCAGCUGACUGGGAACGAUGUGGACUCAGGCCCCGCGCUCUCCUACACACUCAUGCUGGAUGGUGAUGCCAUGAGCACGUUCAGUGUGUUGCGGUAUGGGGGACGCAUUGCCCUGACAGGGCCACUGGACUAUGAACAGCGCAGCCACUACACCCUCACCCUGCGUGCCUCUGACACCCGCCAUGAGACUGAGGCCAACCUCACCAUUGUUGUGGAGGAUGUGAAUGACAACGCACCAACUUUCAGCCAGGGCUUCUAUCAGGUGACAUUGCCGGAGCACACACCUGCAGGCAGCAUCAUUCUCACUGUGAGUGCAACUGACCCAGACUCGGGAAGCAACGGGGAUGUCUCCUUCCACCUGGCCGUGCCCAGCCCUGACAUCGCCAUCGACCCCACCAAUGGGACUCUCUUCACCAUCCGGCGGGUGGAAUUUGACGCCAGCCAGCCCACCCUGGACCUGGUGGUGGAGGCCCGUGAUCGUGGCUCUCCCAGCCUCUCAUCUUGGACCACAGUGCAGCUCCAGGUGCUGGAUGUGAAUGACCACAGCCCCAGCUUCCAGGUGCCACGCUACAAUGCCAGUGUUCCUGAGGACCUGCACCCAGGAACCACCGUGCUGACACUAGAGGCAGGUGACGCUGACCUCUCCCGGGAGAAUGCUGGCUUCGACUACACCAUUGUCAGUGGCAAUGGCGGCAAUGCCUUCCAGGUGGAGAGUCGGGUGGCCUGGGCAGGGGGGCAUCUCCGCACACAGGGUGCCUUGGUGCUUGUGGAGCCCUUGGACUUUGAGGCCAUCCCAAUCUACAACCUCACUGUGGCAGCCUCAGACCGGGGCCUGCCACAGCGCAGCACUACAGUGCCUGUGCUCAUCAUUGUGCAGGAUGUCAACGACAACCCACCUGUGUUCACCCGCGCCGAGUACCACACAGCAGUGAGCGAGAGUGCACCCCCCGGCACAGAGCUGCUGCGUGUGGUGGCCCAUGAUGCUGACUCGGGACCCCGCGGCCAUGUUCAAUACACCAUCAGCUCAGGCGACCAGCAUGGGCUUUUCCAGCUUCAUGAGAGCACAGGGGCCCUGUGCUUGGCACGGCCCCUGGACCGAGAGGCCCAGGCACUGCACGCGCUCGUGGUGCAGGCCAUGGACAUGCCGGGUGGGCACUUUGCACUGGUACCUGUAGCCAUCGAGGUGAAGGAUGUCAACGAUAACAAGCCAUACUUCCCAGUGGAGGUGCUGAGUGCCAGCAUGCGGGAAAACCUGCCUCCUGGCACACUGGUCACCACACUGCGUGCCGUCGAUGCAGACACUGGUGUCUUUGGGGAACUGCAGUACACAGUGCUGGAGCAGCCAGCGGGGGAGCCCAGCAUGGUGGAGGGCCGGGAUGCCUUCACCGUCAACAGCAGCUCUGGGGAGCUGCGCUCCCGACUUACCUUUGACUAUGAACGAGCCAAAGCCUUCCAACUCCUAGUCAGGGCUACUGAUGCUGGCAACGCCUCUGCCACGGUGACCGUGCGGGUGCUGGUGACAGGCGAGGAUGAAUAUGAUCCCAUCUUCCUGAGCCCCUCCUUCAACUUUGAGGUCCCUGAGGGUGCCCGCAAAGGGCAGAGCAUUGGGCGGGUGCUGGCAACAGAUGAGGAUGAGGGGCCUGAUGGUGUUGUACUGUAUUCCCUGGCAAAGCCCUCACCAUACUUUGCCAUCAACCAAACCACAGGCACUAUCUACCUGCGUGUCGACAGCCAACCCCAGGCUGGGGCUGGGCGCACCAAGAGGGAGCCCCGUGAGAUGAGCCUGGAGGUACAGGCACGAAGCCCCCUGCCAGCCUCCCGCUCGGCCUCUGCGCAGGUCACCAUUGAUGUCACACACACCUCCUUCGGCCUGGCUCCAGACCUCAAUCUGCUGCUGGUGGCUGUGGCUGCCUCGCUGGGGGUUGUGGUGGUACUGGCUGCCGUGGCCAUUGUGCUGGCACUGCAAGCUGGCCCUUAUACACGGGGCGGCUCACUGGACCCCUCGCCCUCCAGUGGCCGAGGCUCCGCUGAAGCCGCUGAGGACGAUGAGAUCCGGAUGAUCAACGAGUAUCCACGUGUGGCCAGCAUCACAGCUUCCAUGCAGGAGCACAUCUCUGCCCGUGGCCCUGACUCUGGCAUCCAGCAAGACGCUGACCAGCUCUCUGAUAUCUCCUGUGAGCCAGCUGCCCUGGAGAGCACCCAGUGGUUCAAGAGUAAGAAGGGCUCCGGGCUGCUGCUGCCAGGGCCACCCCCGCAGCUGUACCGCGAGGAUGGGGGAGGCAGUGCAUUCCUUGGUGUGCGCUGUGCGCUGGCUAGUGUCUUCACAGAGAUUGCCCGCCUCAAGGAUGAGAGCUCCCUGCGCAAGCCCUUCCUGACCAAGCCCAAGGCAGAGCCCAAGCCCCGCAUCGACCCCCCACCCCUCAUCACCUCAGUGGCCCACCCAGGUGCCAAGUCUGUGCCCCCCAAGCCGCCGGCGGGCAGGACCUUCCCACUCCCGUCCUCCCUACGCCGCUCGCCCAUCAGCCACGAAGGCUCCAUCUCCUCCUCUGCCAUGUCGCCCAGCUUCUCCCCCUCGCUGUCCCCGCUGGCCGCCCGUUCCCCCGUGGUCUCACCCUUUGGCAUCUCACAGGGGCCUUCUGCCUCCACCAUCAGUGCUGAGCACUCGCUGGAGCCCCCUGAGGAGGCCGAGCUCAGGAUUUAG
Molecule: messenger RNA, 5707 nt
Organism: Phaethon lepturus (White-tailed tropicbird)
Lineage: Eukaryota; Metazoa; Chordata; Aves; Phaethontiformes; Phaethontidae
Gene: DCHS1
Product: dachsous cadherin-related 1
Exons: 15
Biological process (GO): homophilic cell-cell adhesion
Cellular component (GO): plasma membrane; cell-cell junction
Molecular function (GO): calcium ion binding
Source: RefSeq, a predicted model, not a curated record